Messenger RNA from Sitodiplosis mosellana (orange wheat blossom midge), 1604 nucleotides. It is a transcript of the gene Rab11, whose product is annotated as ras-related protein Rab-11A. The coding region runs from base 587 to 1228 and encodes 213 amino acids. Gene Ontology annotation, cellular component: recycling endosome. Gene Ontology annotation, molecular function: GTP binding; GTPase activity. Gene Ontology annotation, biological process: exocytosis. The record is from RefSeq and is a predicted model, not a curated record. The transcript is spliced from 4 exons. Lineage: Eukaryota; Metazoa; Arthropoda; Insecta; Diptera; Cecidomyiidae.
GUCUCCACACACUGUAACAAAUGGGAAGCGAUUCAUACGUGGUGACGUUCAUACUUUUUCUGAUGACUAACUUUUGUCAAAACACACAUAAAGAAGAAAGAGAAGGAAUAAGAAGAAGCAGAUGCAGUAGCCAGCCAGCAGUAGAAGAAACGAAAAGAAAGAAAGAAAAGAAGAAAAAAAUAAGUUGGUCAUAGUUGUGUGUUAUGUCGACUUAAUUAUAUUUCAGUUUUAUUUCGCAUACAAAAAUAUACAGUACACGCGAACAAAGCCAUUUUAUUGUCGAUCUGAAAACACAGUAACAUAGUGUGAGGCUCGCUAGAGUGAAAUACAGAGAAGAAAAAACUAGUACCGAAGAGAAUAUUCAACAAUCCUCCCCCUUUUUUCACUCGAUCUAUUUCGCCAGUGUGAAUUGAAUUAAAUUUUUUUGUUUGUUUCGAUUCCAUUCCCCGUAAGCAAAAUCGUCGAUUUAUUUCUGAAUAAGAAUAGGCGCGGGUCAAGUAGCUGAAAUCAGUGACACUACAAAUCCAAGGCAAAGUAAACGACAAGAAAAAAAAAGAAAACACACGAAAGAAACGAAGUUCUAAAAAUGGCUACCAGAGAUGACGAAUAUGAUUACUUGUUCAAAGUGGUAUUAAUUGGUGACUCGGGCGUUGGUAAAAGUAAUUUGCUAUCACGAUUCACACGGAACGAAUUCAAUUUGGAAUCAAAAUCAACAAUUGGUGUAGAAUUUGCGACGCGCAGCAUUGAAGUCGAUGGCAAAACGAUAAAAGCCCAAAUUUGGGAUACUGCUGGUCAAGAGCGAUAUCGAGCAAUUACAUCGGCAUACUAUCGUGGUGCCGUUGGUGCACUGCUCGUCUAUGACAUUGCAAAACAUUUAACGUACGAAAAUGUCGAACGUUGGUUGCGCGAACUGCGCGAUCAUGCCGAUCAAAAUAUAGUAAUAAUGUUGGUUGGUAACAAAAGCGAUUUACGACAUUUGCGUUCCGUGCCAACGGAAGAGGCAAAAUCAUUUGCCGAACGAAAUGGUUUAAAUUUCAUCGAAACAUCGGCACUCGAUUCAACGAAUGUUGAGGCUGCGUUCCAGAAUAUACUCACCGAAAUUUAUCGUAUUGUGUCGCAAAAGCAAAUCCGUGAUCCACCCGAAGGCGAUGUCAUUCGGCCAACCGUCGAACCGAUCGAUGUGAAACCCGUCUCAGCCGAAUCAGUGCGCAGACAGUGUUGCCAGUGAAUUUUCCGUUUCUACCCCAGCACCAGAUACAUACGCGAUUUUGUUGUUUUUUUUUUGCAACUAAAAAAUAACUAAAAAAAAAAAUUAUACAUUUCAUCCGUUGAAGCCGUUUCCUAGAAAAGAAAAGAAAAACACAAUUUUCCCUAUCCAGAAAAAAAAAACAUAACAGAAAAAACAACAACAAAAACACCUUGAUAUAAACUGAGAGAGAGAAUUUUCUAGUUUUUCUCCGAAUUUUAUUUUAUAUUUUCUAGAAUUUAUGAGAAAUAUUUUGUUUGCCGGUUUUUCAAUGCAAUUUGUUUAGGUUUGAAAUAAUCAAAAUAAUAAAAGAGAAAUGAGAUCUAAAUAAUAAACGGCGAAUAAAAAGAAAGAAAAA